AGGAGGUGGCUAAUGGAGCACACGAGAAAGGGGGGGGGAAACUAAAUUCGCGCCUAUCCACCUCCCGAGCGCAUCUUUCAGGCUGUGGUGUUCUGCGUAAGGCACUCGUCGGGGCUUCCGCGGGGCCAGUGAAUCAGCAGACGGCGCCUGCUCCCGCCAGCGUCGCCGGCGAGGAAGAGCGCACGGCCGGAGCGCUGUCAUUUCGGCGCUGGAAGUGAACCGUUUGUUGUUCCCUCUCCAAGACGGAGCCGAGCCCCCCCCCCCCGACGCCUUCGAGCAACACGGUGCCGCAAGCCGGGCGGCGCAGACGUGGGGAGAAGUCUGCUGCAACCCGGCGCUCGCCUUCGCCUCGCAUAGUUUUUACUGAAUGGGAUCCGGAGAAGGAGAGGGGUGUUUAUUGGCGUUUUCAAAGAUCUGCCGUGUGUGUGUGUCGGGCACAGAUGAAAGAAACUUCUCUGCAUAACGGCGAAGACUCCGGCAUCCUCUCCGAAAACUGUAAUGGAUCGGGAAAUGGGGUGAUGUUCUCACAGGCGGACGGGAUGUACCUGCGUGGGAACGGAGAGUAUUUCCCUAUGGUCGUGCCCCUCGAUGGUUAUACCCUGGCGCUGGGAGAGGCUCGGAUCCUGCAGAUUCUUCCUCGCCUUCCCGGGCUCUCUGUACUCUUAGGAUGUUGCGGCAGGUUUUGCACGAAGGACUGAGGACGUCUUUCUCCAAGCUCGGCCACUUCGUCGCCAACCACCCGGUGUUCUUCGCCUCCGCUCCCGUCCUCAUCUCCAUCCUGCUGGGGUCUAGUUUCAGCCAUUAUCGGGUCGAGGAGAACGUGGAGUACCUGUUGGCUCCCAAGCACAGCUUGGCUAAAAUCGAGGGCAACUUAGUGGAUAGCUUAUUCCCCGUCAACAGAUCGAAACACACGCUGUAUUCGGACUUGCAGACCCCCGGCAGGUACGGCAGGGUCAUCGUCACCUCCUCCGCCAGAGGAAGCAUCUUGGAUCAGCACCACGUUGACCUCAUUUUAAAGCUGCACGGCCUGGUGACCAAGAUCCAGGUUCACAUGAACGGCUUCAACUACACUUUCGCCCACAUGUGCAUCCUGGACGACAACAAGAGCUGCAUCGUGGACGACAUCCUGCGCGUGCUGGAGGAGCUGCGGGCCGCGCGCUUCGCCAACCGCACCGGGGGCGCCGUCCGCUACCCCAUCACCUACCUGAGGGACGGCCGCGAGGUCUACAUCGGCCACCAGCUCGGCGGGGUCCAGUCGCCUGGCAAAGUUCAGGUGAAGCACGCCGAGGCCGUGCAGCUCACCUACUACCUGCAGGCCGUCAACUCCCUGAACGACGUGGUGGCGGCCAAGUGGGAGACGAAGUUCUGCGAGACGGUGGAGAGGUUCCAGCAAGCCAACGGCGAGCUGAAGAUGUACCCCUUCACCUCCUCGUCGCUCCAGGGGGACUUCCAAAAGACCAGCAAGGUUUCGGAGCGCCCCCUCAUCACCAGCCUGGCGCUGUGCGUGGCGCUGGCUGUGCUCUUCUGCUCCAUGCGGGACUGCGUGCGCACCAAGCCCUGGCUGGGCCUCCUGGCUGUGGUCACCAUGAGCCUGGCCAUGCUGACCUCAGCGGGCAUCAUCAACCUGACCGGGGGCAAGUACAACUCCACCUUCCUGGGGAUCCCUUUCAUCGUACUGGGUCACGGCCUGUGCGGGACCUUCGAGAUGCUGUCGUCGUGGCGGCGGACGCGGGAGGACCAGCACGUGAAGGAGCGGGCGGCCGCGGUGUUCGCCGACUGCAUGCUGCCCUUCACCGCCAGCACGGCGAUGUACAUGGUGACCUUCGGCAUCGGCGCCAGCCCCUUCACCAACAUCGAGGCCGUGCGGGUCUUCUGCCGCAACACCUGCAUCUCCGUCUUCUUCAACUACCUCUAUAUACUCACCUUCUACGGCUCCAACCUGGUGUUUACUGGCUACCUGGAGAACAACUACCAGCACAACAUUUUUUGCAAAAAGGUGCCAAAGCCAGAGCUGCUGCAGCAGAAGCCAGCCUGGUACAGAUUCCUCAUGUACACCCAGUAUAACGAGGAGGGGGCCGAGUCUGCGGACAUGAACGCCUACGAGGGCCACCUGCUGGUCUCCUUCAUGAAGCGCUACUACUGCGACUGGAUCACCAACACCUACGUCAAGCCCUUCGUGGUCCUCUUUUACCUGGUGUAUAUCUCGUUUGCCUUAAUGGGCUACCUGCAGGUCAGCGAGGGUUCCGACCUCAGCAACGUGGUCGCCACGGAGACGAGCACCAUCGCCUACACCACGGCGCAACAGAAGUACUUCAGCAACUACAGCCCCGUCAUCGGCUUCUACAUAUACGAGUCCAUUGAGUACUGGAACGCCAGCGUGCAGGAGGACGUCUUGGAGUACACCAAGGGCUUCGUGAGGAUCUCCUGGUUCGAGAGCUACCUGAACUACCUGCGCAAGCUCAACAUGACCACAGGCCUGCCCAAGAGGAACUUCACGGAGCUGCUCCGGAACGCCUUCCUCAAGCUGCCGCAGUUCUGCCACUUCUCCGACGACAUCAUCUUCGCCAGGCGGGCGGGCGGGGAGGUGGACGUGGUGGCCUCGCGCAUGUUCCUGGUGGCCAAGACCACGGAGAACAAGCGGGAGGAGAUGUACAUCCUCCUGGACACGCUGCGCAAGCUCUCGCUCACCUCCAAGGUCAAGUUCAUCAUCUUCAACCCGUCCUUCGUCUACAUGGACCGCUACGCCUCCUCUCUGGGGGCCCCGCUGAAGAACUCCUGCAUCAGCGCCCUCUUCCUCCUCUUCUUCUCCGCCUUCCUGGUGGCUGAUUCCCUCAUCAACAUCUGGGUCACCCUCGUGGUGGUGUCCGUAGAGUUUGGGGUCAUCGGGUUCAUAACCCUGUGGAAGGUGGAGCUGGACUGCAUCUCAAUGCUCUGCCUGAUAUACGGACUGAACUACACCAUAGACAGCUGUGCCCCGCUCAUCUCCACCUUUGUGCUGGGUAGGGACUUCACCAGGACUAAGUGGGUGAAGAUCACCCUGGAGCGCCAUGGGGUCUCCAUGCUGCAGAGCUACCUGUGCUACACUGCCAGCCUCCUUCCCCUGGCAGCAGUGCCUUCCAACCUGACCCGCACACUGUUCAGGUGCCUGUUUCUCACUGCCUUCAUCUCUUUCUUUCACUGCCUGGCCAUCCUGCCCAUCAUGCUCACCUUCCUGCCUCCCUCCAAGAAGAAGAGGAAAGAGAAGAAGCCGGCCGAGAACCGGGAGGAGAUCGAGUGCGUUGAAAUAGUGGACAGCACGCGGGUGGUGGACCAGAUCACCACGGUCUGAGGAUGCGGGGGCAGCAUGAGACAGAGAGACAGAGAGCGCAUGGAAGCUUUAAGGGUGAGCGGGAGCAGAAAUCAUCGGAUGUUCUGUGGUGUGGGCUCCCCAAGCAUGGAGUAGCAAGACCACUCUGUGGUGCAGCAGUAACAGUAAUUUAUUAUGUUGAAGUCAGCAGUCAUUGAGUAUCUGAUAGCCCACUGUUCUGGUUGAUAAAGUCACAGCAAAUGGCAGUGGAAAACCAGCACAGUUAUCAAUGCAGAUUGCCCUAAUUACUAGCCUGUCAAGGUUGAUUAAUAGGUCAACCGCCAUUGGCUACUUACUUGAGACUUUAUGAGCGGACUACAGUCAGGAUGAGGUGUUCUGACUAUUAUUUUGGAUGUUCUAGGGACGUUGGCGUGGUGGUUUCCCAAGGACUCAUGCAGAUUUGAAUUAAAACACCCCUCAACAUGAGCUAAAAUGUCUCAACCCUAAACAAGAUCCUACAGCAGCUGUAGUUAAUUACAAAGCAUGGGUGUCCGCAGGUCAUUUGAAAUGAGUGAGCAAGUGCUUCACUAGGCCAGGAGGGCAGUUUAUUCAAGUGCAAGCGCUUAUUAGGAUCAGAGAUGCUCCCAGCUGGUGGCCGAUAACAAGUGGUUUCACAUUGUAAUGAGAGCAGCGUCAGUGCAGUAGACUUCUAACUGACAUCUGCUGACAGCUCUGUGUGUUUCCUCAAAUACUAGUACUGUGUUUUUAAGAGCUGGCCUCACUCUUCAAUUUUAAGGACAUUCUUGGAAAGCAUAGUUUGUAUUUUUUUUGUCCUGUCAGUGUUUAUUUUAUAAAAUAAUUUCUUAUUAAAUACUUCACCAAUUUUCAGUUCUUAAAUGAAAGUUUUAACAUAGGUUAAAGAAUAUAAUGCUCAAAGUCUUUGCAGGUCUACAAUGUGAGUAACUAAAGAGUGAUAUGUGCUGUACAAUAUCACCAUUUUAAAAAUAUUUGAUUCCUGAUGUAGUCUAAUUUUCUUGUUGAACACAGUUGAAACACUAAUUGAUGUGCCAUAAAUUAAACAUUUAUUUAAUUAAUCUGAACUGAUAGGCCCCAGAAAAAAAAUGUAUAAUUAAAACUGUCGUUUGUUAUCUCUAAAAUCUUUAAAAUCUUUCUCCCACUUUCUACCAGAAGUGGAGGAUGAAAUGGACAGAUGUGCAGUUGAAUUAGAGCAUUCCAUAGUUUUCAUUUGUUUUUGCAAAACCCUAAUUUCAGUUAAAUUUCAGUUUGAUCAUUAUAUGGUUCUGGAAAUAAUGACAAAGUCCAGUAAUGUCAUUUGUGGAAAGAAUCACUAUAGACAUCUCGGUUUUUACUCCGAAAGACCCUCAUCCUGAGUUACAGCUGUGGGGUCACAUGGAUAAGGAAGCUGGACCCUUAAACCAGGGGUUUCUGCUUUGGUGAUAGAGCUGGGGGCUGUCAGAGGAGUGCUGGGAUAUAGUGGCCCAGAGAUUGAAUUGAUACUGCGGAGCUGGUGAUGAAUGGAAGUGGGGCUUGUCUUCCUGUCAUUAAGAAGUCAAAUGCAGUUUGGGAAUAUUUUUUUCACCAGAGGUACUGUGUGAGUUGGGUUAGGGUUAGUUGGAAUACAGAGAAUGAAGGCUGUGUUCUUUUUACUUUUCUUCUGUUGUUGCGAUUAACAUCUCUAGCGCUGUUGUUCUUUUGCCCAGCUGAGCUCUGAAAUAAACAAAUCUGAGAAUGCCAGUGCCAGGUAAUUAACUUGCCUUCAGUUAGAUUGCAUGAAAAAGGGAUUCAGGAAUGUUUUUUUUCCCGUUAAAAGAAUUAAAGUGCUUGCAAAUAAACCACCAGGGAUAGAAGCUUGUUAAUAUUCACGAGACAAACAAUUAUUGGUGAGAUGAAGUGUUCAGUGUUAGUCCAGCUAUUCAGUUGUGAAUCAUACUACUGAAGCGAAGACACAAUUUUAGGAGGUUUAGGAGGUUUUUAACCACUUUCACAUGGUCAUUUUCGGGGAAACGAAUGCAAACAACUCAUGCUUAAAACAACCUUAUGGACUGACCUCCCUGUAGCAAAGACAAGUUAGUUUUUAUUUAAUCAAUUUACUCUAUAGGGUUCUAUAGAUUGCAGGCGCUCUGAGUGCUGUGAAUUCAUGGAGCAAACAGAGAUAAAGCACCGGUAGACUGAAGCCUGUGGCCAAAUAGUGUGAGUCAAGACAGAGCUCUUUAACAUUUGGCAUUUUAAAAAGCGUAUUUUCACACCUAAGAUAUAAUGCACGGCUUAUAAAUAUUCCAUUUUCUCAAGGCUUUACUGGUGAGAAAAUAUGCACGACCAUGUGGAGGAUGCAUUAUCAAAAUACAAUGGAAAUUCAUGUCUUUUAAAUAAACUCACGAGGAAUAUUGAAAAAGGUUAAACCCCUAGGAUUAUAAAAGACUUUUUUUCUAUCCCAAUUUUUAUAGAUAUUCUGAAUGUGUGGCAGAAAUUAAUAUGAAUUAAUCAUUAAUAUGAAUGUUUUCUUUUAAUGUCCUCCAGGAGGGUCAGAUGCACGACAAAUGCCCUAAAUUCACAUAAUGGACGUCAAUGGCUUCGAAAUUAUAUUCUUAAUAUUUUAACCUCUAUGAACAGAGUCAUGCAAUUGAAAUUGCAGGAAGGGACUCUGCUGUGCAUCCUGAGGAUCAAUACCUAGUCGUGUCUAGGAGAGAGAUUUUCAAAUAGUCCUGCUAAAUAAGACAAUGGUUUUGGAAUCGGAGAUGAGACAGCAUUAGAAUGUUGAUUGAGGCGGAGAGAAAUGUAUAGCUCGGCUAAUUAUUCUCCUGGUGCAAAGUAGCCUCAACAUGCUGUAAUGCUGUAAACAAGCUGGAGCUUUGCUUUUUGAAGCUGGUGUCAGUGAAGAAAAUGGAGGGCAGGACAAGAGCUGGUUUACUCCAAGGGAACUACGAAGGGCUUAAUAUCACUUUCUAAACAGUCGGAGUUUUCUCCCCUAAUGUUUAAUCUUUAAAGGCAUUUACAAUUUGAUCCUCCGCCGAUAUGACAGAGGCGCAGGUUCCUCACAAAAGAUUGAGCAAUCACAGAGAUUUGAUUAGCUGACCGAAGACGUGGCUGAAACGCUGUUUUGGCUAUUUCAUUCCUGAUCAGGUCCCCUCUCUGGGUGUCUGCUGCUGAGCAGAAGAACUGAGAUGAUGAUAUUUUUCGUCAGGGGACUGUUAUCUGGCCAGAGCUCAAAGGAAAUGAAAUGUUUCUCCAUUUCCUUUACCUCCUUUGAAGCCAAGAGCUGGUUUAUAUUUUAGAUAUUUGUUUAAGUGCACAAUUGCAAGUCUUUGCAAGGUUAAAUAGCUGUGAAUAAUUCAGCAAUUAACUGGAAUGCUUUGCAAGGCUGAGCAGAUGAGAAUACUUCAGCAGUCAGACAAAUCUGGCCUAUCUGUGCUUUUGGUAACAAAAAAAGAAAAGGCAGAAAAUACUUCCAUAUAUUAGUAAUUGCAUUUGGGUGGGGUUAAGAUUCUCUUUCAUAGAGAAAUUCUGGUAGGCUAUAAUAAGCUGUUGAACACUCCAAACAUCCAUGAACUGUCUAGACACUACUACCAUUAGUAGUUAAUUGAAAAGGACCACCUCCUGCCAAGUAGAAUUACCUUUUUCAGAGAAACCAAAACAUGGAUUUCAGCAGACAGUAGAAUCUCUUCUGAUGGUCAGUAAAGAUGCACACUACGGUGCAAUUAAUGACAAUGACAGAGAUCUUUAGAUUCGGUCCUAAUUUGAGGUCAACACACAGAGCUGAAUUUUUAUAUAUUGAGUCAAGGGGAGUUUUCAGGGUAAUGAAAAAGUAAAAAAAAUAAAUGAUCCUGUGCUUUUUAUUUGUACUGGUUGUCACCAACCAUAGCAACAAACCUUCAUAAAUUUUACAAAGAAAGAGGAACUGUUGGAUCACUCUGCAUACUGCUCCUUUUAGAGAAAGGAAGUAAGGACUGGAAAUCGUGAUGAAGGGGCAUCAUUCUUGUGUCUGACAAGUAGGAGUGAGUGUAUUUGGAGGCGCUGUAAAUGUUGCAGUCAGACUAGGUUUGCAUAUGAUAAGAAAGUGUUUGGCUCAUGACCCUCGUUUAGUUACUGGUGGCUAAGUGAUGCAGCAAACAAUGUGUGGCUGUUUCUUGAAGGAAUUGUGUGAGUCAGAUCUUUCAGCAGUAUACAGUUAUGUUUCUAAUGGCAUGCAGGGGAAACAGGAUUCAAUUCAUUUAGCUUAGCAAAGUGGUACUCCUGGACCGCUAUAUCCUGCAGCCUUGAGAUCAACAUCUGUCAACAUCACACAACCAGGGAAGCUUGAACAGAGGGCAUAUCGCAUUAGAUUCCACGUGGUUACAUACAUAUGAGCAAAUUAAACAGAGACAGAAAGGUGUAUUUUGAAAAUGGGGUCCCUUUUGUGGGAUUCUCAUGCUUUUCUGGUGUUUCCCUCAGGGCUGCCAUAAGAACUGCUAGUGCUGGUCAACACUUUGAAAAGCUGCAUUCGGAUCAAAUCACUGCAGCCUCCGUGCAGCGGUGCUUUUGUACAAUCAGCACAGCGUGAGUGCAAAGCCCGUAUCCUACAUCUGUGCUCCCUGAUGGCAAACGCAUAUCACAGCGACAUCCAAGUUCAGCAGUUUCAUUCCAUGACGCCACGGCUUAAGUGUUUUUCCUUGUCCCCCCCGAAAAAACAUAAGACGCUUUUUGUUCGUAAAAGCAGGUCCUCGCUGUCGCUUCUUUCCUCUUUUUUUUUUUUUUUUAGAAGGAAAAGAGUCAAAAAUAACAGUUAAGAUCUCCGUGGCCAGCGUCUGCCUUCAAAGCAAAUGACGAGAGCAAUCUGGGUCGAUUAUCUGCUUGGAAGGAGGGCCGUUGCUCUGGGGAGCAGCUGGGGUUAUCUUCUCAAUGACUAUUGGGCAUCAUUGUCAAUGGCACUAUGUGCCUCAGGCUAACCACAGAGCAGAAGGAGCAUAGCGAGGCCUGUCUCAGCCUCUAGAAGGAUGCCUCACCUUUAGUGCUUGUUUCCAGGACCACUGGCACGGCUUCGUCAAGGACACCGUAUGUCCCCGAUAGCGGGCACCCCAGCAUUCAGAAUUCCUCCUUUUUAUACACCGCAUGUGCACAGAGCUCCCCUGGUUUCAAACAGGGCGAAGCGUUUCGAACAGGCCCUGUCGUAGUUCAAGCACAGCCCGGCCAGCAUCUGUCGGAGGGGAGCGAGGAGCGCUGCUGACGAAAAAGCAGUCAAAGAGAAAGAAAUAGAAAAGUAUGAGGUGACCUUGUCACGCAGGAGCUGGGAGCAUGAGGUGCCAGGUUGUGCUUGAAAGCUUUUACCCUCUUCCUGAAUAAUUUCAUUUUUAUAAAUGAGCAGGAAGGUUCCUGCUUAUUGUUCCCGGAUAGCAGGAAACCCACUGGCCGCCAUCUCAUUUACUGACCUCUGCACUCGCCCAUCCAAGCUUUGUAUGUAUUUCAUAUCUCGUCACGCAGCGUUAUAAGAACUCAGGGCUCCAAUUAGGCGGAAUGGAUAAGUGCAUCUGAACAAUCAUCUCGAGAACAGACUACGUUCCAAAUAAGGACAAGUGAAGAAGACACUAAAGUUGGGGAAAAAAAAAAAACACUAUAAGC
Molecule: messenger RNA, 8899 nt
Organism: Lepisosteus oculatus (spotted gar)
Lineage: Eukaryota; Metazoa; Chordata; Actinopteri; Semionotiformes; Lepisosteidae
Gene: ptchd1
Product: patched domain containing 1
Biological process (GO): chemical synaptic transmission; cognition
Cellular component (GO): plasma membrane; synapse
Source: RefSeq, a predicted model, not a curated record